This is a messenger RNA of Penicillium atrosanguineum, 1035 nucleotides long. RefSeq names its product aldo/keto reductase. The transcript has a single exon. Lineage: Eukaryota; Fungi; Ascomycota; Eurotiomycetes; Eurotiales; Aspergillaceae. Bases 1 to 1035 code for a protein of 344 amino acids. The record is from RefSeq and is a predicted model, not a curated record.
AUGAGAUAUGUGCAACUCGGAAGUAGCGGUCUACGCAUCGCCCCAAUUGGUGUAGGGUGCAUGAGUUUUGGAAGCCCCGAGGGCCGUUACAAGUGGUCAAUCCCGGCAGACGAAGCACUGCCGGUACUGAAUCAUUGCUACGAAUCCGGCCUCAACUUCUUCGACACCGCAAACGCCUAUUCCAGUGGCCUGUCUGAAGAGAUUAUUGGCAAAGCAAUCAAGAAAUACGGAUGGCGCCGGGGAAACAUUGUCAUCGCAACCAAACUAUGGGCACCUGUUGGCCGCGGUUCCGAACAGCCAAUGGCUAUGACAGACCAUGAAAAAGACAAUGCCGGCUAUGUGAACCAAUACGGGCUGAGCCGGAAGCAUAUCUUCGAGAGUGUCGAGGCCAGCCUACAAAGACUCGACCUACCCUACGUCGAUUUGCUGCAGAUCCAUCGUUUCGACCCCCGAACCCCCGUGAAGGAAACAAUGGAGGCGCUUCAUGAUAUUGUCAAGUCCGGCAAAGUGCGCUACAUCGGUGCUUCAUCCAUGUGGGCUCAUCAGUUCCUUGAGUACCAAUACACGGCUCGCAUCCACGGCUGGACGGAGUUUAUCUCGAUGCAGAAUCUUCAUAACGCUAUCUACCGUGAGGAAGAGAGGGAGAUGUACCCUGCAUGUGUCAAAUUUGGAACUGGUGGGAUUCCUUGGAGCCCCGUUGCAAUGGGCUUCUUGGCUCGACCCUGGCGUGACUUUUCGAAAACUACACGUGGAGAGGUCCAGGGUCCUGGUUUCCAUGGAUGGCCAACUACAGAGACGGAUAGAAAAAUCAACGAGCAAAUCCAGAAGAUUGCGGAGCAGCGUGGUGUGUCAAUGGCAAUUGUGGCAAUUGCUUGGUCUCUUUCCAAGCCAUUUAUUACGGCGCCGAUUCUAGGAAUGAGCAAGAAGGAGAGAGUUGAUGAGGCAGUUGAGGCUAUCUCCUUCGAGCUCAGUCCCACUGAGUUGAAGAGCAUUGAUGACCUAUAUGAGCCCAAGAAGGUGCUUAGCCAUCAAUAA